Messenger RNA from Cercospora beticola, 1599 nucleotides. RefSeq lists its product as uncharacterized. The record is from RefSeq and is a predicted model, not a curated record. Lineage: Eukaryota; Fungi; Ascomycota; Dothideomycetes; Mycosphaerellales; Mycosphaerellaceae.
CGAUUCCCGCCACACAACUUCGUUCGAACAACACAAACGCACGAAUUGAACAAGCGAAACAUGCUUAGUAUGAUAAACGUGCCUAAUACGUCGGAGAGUUUCCCCAAUUAGCACCAGCCGCUUGGCAAUUUGCCAUUAGGCAGGACGGAUUAACAGGAAAAACUAUGGCACCUUACCGUGGUGCCAUGAAUCCGCCGAAUACCACAACAUCUCAAGGCCUCGAUUCUGCACAACAAGCUUGAAAACAUUUGCCAAAGCUUGGGAAAUGCUUACCCCGUGGCUUUGUUCCCAUCACCAAACAGAUUUCUGAAUUUACCGAUCUUGGCAUAUUUCGGGCGUGCCGACUUCUCUAUUGCUUUGCAUCUAUCCGAAAGCAAGACCGGUACGUUGGUCUUUCCCACUACAAUCGCACGUGCAAUACCCACCAUGGCCGUGCACGCCCAGAUCCAGCACGAGGCCACGAGAUUCGCCGAGACACCGUAUGGGAGCGAUUGAUGUCACAACACAGGAAGUAUAAGAAGGUUCGAUGAGAGCAGCACUGUUCCAAGAGGCAGAAUCAGUUCGCAUCAUCUUUUCUUUCUUGUUUCUUUUUGCUAAACCCAGUCUGCUGGUCAGACAGCUCUUCUUUCAUUGUAAAACAUGCAUUUCUCUUCCCUGAUCACUGGAGCUGUGCUCCUCCUCAGCACAGCAGUGUCUGCUGCACCUGCUGCUGCUCCCGCCGACCUUUCUGCUCGCAAUGCCGAUGCCGAGCCUUACAUUUCGACCCCGGGAGAUCUUUUGAAUUUCUUCGACGAGCAUGUUGACGAGGAGAAGCGUGAUGUCGAGGAUGGUCCUUUCUACAUCGUCGAUAAGCGUGACCCAGUGGCGCCAGGACCCGCUGGACAGAAACUCGAGAGAAUCAUCACCGGCCCCUUGAAGUUGUUCGGUAAGGUCGCCAAGUUGUUUGGCGGCAGAAGGGGACGUGGCGAGGAGAAGCGUGAAGCUCGUGGCCGCGGCCCAUCCAUGGGUGCUGGCCUCAACAAGUUGAUGAAGCCCAUUGGCUGGUUGGAGAAGAUCGUCAGCAAGAUUCCUGGUGUCGGCCGUGGCGAGGAAAAGCGUGAAGCCCGUGGCCGUGGACCAUCAAUGGGCGCUGGACUCAAUAAGCUGAUGAAGCCUAUCGGCUGGUUGGAGAAAAUCGUCAGCAAGAUCCCAGGCGUUGGCCGUGGCGAGGAGAAGCGCGAAGCCCGUGGUCGCGGCCCAUCUAUGAACGCAGGCAUUGGCAAGCUCUUCAAGCCCAUCGAGUGGCUCGGCAAGAUCGUCAGCAAGAUUCCUGGUGUCGGUCGUGGCGAGAAGCGCGACGUGGAAUUCGUUCCAGUCUUGGUCUCUGAGAAGGCCGCCUCCGUUGACGAGAAGCGCGCUGUCUCGUUUCAGGCUUAAGGCGAACCACUCUGAAUGUGGGAGGCGUAGGCGGGAAACCGCUGCACGACAUUGAAAAGUACCGGAUCGAGGAGAGCAACUAAGAUGGGAUUUUCACGGACUCACGAAAUGUAUGUUUUACCAUGAUAGAUGAUCAAGAGAAAAGGGCAGAGCCUUUUUGUGGUUAUCAAACAUAAGUGCGAG